Molecule: messenger RNA, 1448 nt
Organism: Aspergillus calidoustus
Lineage: Eukaryota; Fungi; Ascomycota; Eurotiomycetes; Eurotiales; Aspergillaceae
Source: the annotation of a GenBank genome assembly
CCGGGGCAGAAUGCAAGUAAUAUUGGGUAUCCAGACAAAUGACUCACUUACUAUCCUCACAAGAUAACUGGCUGAUUGGCUAUAGUCGGAGCGAGGGAGGAGCUCCAACAAUGUUCUUUCGUGCCUCCGAGUCUGUAUAGUAUGUAAAUGUAACCCCCACGUGGAGAUCCAUCGCAGCUCCAUGAAUCCAUCAAUCAGCACGAAAGCGGCAAUCCCAGGGUAAGGAACCGAGAGACUUUAAUCUACGGACAUUUCUCCUGCUUCUUCUUUUCUUUUCCUUUGCUUUUCCCUCUCUCUCGCGCUUCAUCUGUCUUUGCAACCUCCAGAAGUGUACUCUACCACCCCGCAUUGAAAUCAUGCCUGCUGCGCUUCUCAUCGGCGACAUCACCCACGCCCGGAAGGAGUGGGAGGAGCUCUCCUCUAUUCUGACACUCAAGGAAUUUCCCUCAGGUACACGCGAAGAGUUCAUCAGCAACCUAAAGGACGGCAAAUACGACGACGUGACUGUCAUCUACCGAUCCAAUGCCUCUACAAAGUUCACCGGCCCCUUUGACAAAGAAUUGAUUCCCCUCCUCCCCAAAUCCCUGAAAUAUAUUUGCCACAAUGGAGCCGGCUACGACAACAUUGACAUCCCACUCUGCUCAGAACGCGAAAUCUCAGUUUCGAGCACGCCGGUGGCCGUCAACAAUGCGACUGCAGAUGUCGGCAUCUUUCUCAUGAUCGGUGCCCUGCGCCAGGCCUACGUCCCGCUAACGGCAAUCCGAGAGGGCAAAUGGCACGGCCAGGCUACGCUAGGUCACGACCCCAAGGGAAAGGUGCUGGGCAUCCUCGGAAUGGGAGGAAUUGGCCGGGAAAUGGCCAACCGAGCCAGAGCCUUCGGAAUGACAAUCCAGUAUCACAAUCGGUCGCGGCUUAGCUCCGAGCUUGAGGGCGGCGCGAAAUACAUCUCAUUCGACGAUCUGCUGGCUACCUCCGACGUGCUAAGUCUGAACCUGGCGCUCAACCCAUCUACCCGUCAUAUAAUCGGCGAGAAGGAGUUCCAGAAGAUGAAGGAUGGUGUGGUUAUCGUCAACACUGCUCGUGGUGCUCUGAUUGAUGAGAAGGCAUUGGUAGCGGCGCUCGAGUCUGGCAAGGUCAUGUCGGCUGGUCUCGACGUGUACGAGCAGGAACCCAUUGUAGAGCUUGGUCUGCUCAACAACCCUCGGGUUAUGCUGCUGCCUCAUAUCGGUACGAUGACUUAUGAGACGCAAAAGGAGAUGGAAAUCUUGGUGUUGGAUAACUUGCGCUCGGCGGUGGAGCAGGGGGAGCUGAUCACGCAGGUGCCGGAGCAAGCGAAGAAAUAGACGAGAUAGCGUUUAGAUUUUGAAUAAUGAAACAAAUGCAUAGACAUAAUGACCAGUUUCUUUUCUCUCCCUCUCUCUCUCCCUAUCUCCAUAAUAGAGAACUGA